AUGGGUCUCAAGGGGGCAUGGUGUUUCCCAUGGUGUGUGUGCCGGAGACAGCGAGGGACUGAAAGAGGAGCAGGUCUGCAUCCAGCUGCCCCUCCAGAUCCAGAUCCCAGCCCAGUGAUAGCCCCCAUCAUGACUGAGGGAGGGAUGCCCUCCCUAGGGUCUAGUGCCUACUUCAGCAGGAAAGCCCGACUCUCCUUCCGCCACCAGCUGCAUGACAUAGCAUCAGCCAAUGACUCUACCAUUUGAAGGGGACAACCAGGGGCUGAACUUCUAGGAAGGCUUGGCAACCUUCCUUCCCCCCACUUCUCAGUGAUUCCAGUUUCUGGCUCCCCCA
Eptesicus fuscus (big brown bat) is the source of this 334-nucleotide messenger RNA. RefSeq names its product chromosome 20 C17orf114 homolog (gene C20H17orf114). The record is from RefSeq and is a predicted model, not a curated record. Bases 1 to 246 code for a protein of 81 amino acids. Lineage: Eukaryota; Metazoa; Chordata; Mammalia; Chiroptera; Vespertilionidae. The transcript is spliced from 2 exons.